AUGAGGGUGCUGGCUUUCGCAGCAUUGAUUCUGCUGACUGGAUGCGCUGUGGUAACAGCCAACGUAAUACAGGUGUCUCUGACUGACGGAACGCCAGCAGCAGGAGCAACCGCAGCACUGCCUCCGAACACCUCGUCCGAAGACGUUGCAGAAAAUGAUGCACCAGCUGACAAGGUAUCGGAACGUGUGGUCUACCUGCUAGGCACACGCACAUCAGUAACCCAGGCGACGAGUCAGGGGGCGGAUAUAUCGGCUGCUCAAAACCCCUGCAAUGCAUGGAUGACACUGCUAGACCCUGAGAGACGAUACAAAGACUGUCGAGUGAUCAGUACUGCAGUUAACCGUCUUCUGCGUUACGUUAGACGGCAAUUGGACUCGAGUCGCAUGUACUUGUGGCUGAGGGGUCAUCAAAUUGAACCGAAAGAUUUCGUCAACUUUGUGAUUGGACAACUGUAUCAGGCAGUGAAUAUUCCGGUCAGUGGGAACGAUGAUAGCUGGAUGGAUACUGAGUCCAGCAGCUCAGACUCAACGUCGUCCGCACAGGGUAUCAGUCAACAGAUGUCUUCCACGCCACUGUCGGUGUCGCCUGACCAAACAGUUGCCGACUCGUCUACGCAGUCACCACCUGUGCAGGUCACUGGGCCCUAA
Molecule: messenger RNA, 648 nt
Organism: Spirometra erinaceieuropaei
Lineage: Eukaryota; Metazoa; Platyhelminthes; Cestoda; Diphyllobothriidea; Diphyllobothriidae
Source: the annotation of a GenBank genome assembly